Amoebophrya sp. A120 is the source of this 3424-nucleotide messenger RNA. The record is from the annotation of a GenBank genome assembly. Lineage: Eukaryota; Dinophyceae; Syndiniales; Amoebophryaceae.
GUGAAGACGAGCAGCAGCAGGAGCUCAUCGAGCAGAAGGAGCACCCUUCUGCUGGUACAACUUCUGCCAACGUGAGCUGCAAACCGAAGCACCAGCAGGUGGACUACACUACUAGCCAGUGCAGUAGCAACUCCAACGUCGCAGCACACCAGGGUCGUGAUAGAACUGUAACUACUGUCGAGGACAAAGGGGCCGAAGAUCGUCGGGGCGACGUACGUGCUUCGCAACGAAAGUCGAAAUCCGGGCCACAAGUUGUUCAUCCGGCGCGUGAAAGUAAACUCCUGCAUCCCGCCCUCAGUCGCGCGCACAGCACGGCGCUGGACGUGAAAAAAACUGCGGAUAACAUUUUCAACAACCGAGUGCCAUCUUCAGAUGACGAGGACGAAGAUUUUGAUGAAGCCGGCUGCAGUAGUACUUCUAUGGAGACGCAAAGAAACGGGAAGUCAUCUGCGCUCUUGUCCAAGACCAAAUCCUUCCUCUCACAACUCCGGGAGCAGAAUUUGCACCCGAAGAAAUCUAUCGAUUUAUCAAGUGCUAUUUUCAGCGAUAGUGCAACUAUGUAUAAUGGAACAGCCGUGGUGGUGACAGCAAGCCAGGCCGGCAGCGGCGGUGGUGGAAGUGGUUCUUGCAGUAGCGGUACAAGUGCUGGGUUGUACAAAGAUUACGAAGGUUUUUACACGACGACCGACAGCAACUAUAAUGCGGGGGGAGUCGCGGGUGCAGGACCAGGAUCUGUUGGUGCUGGACGUCGAGUCAAGAUGAAUUACAACUUUUACCCUUCUGCUAUGGAUGUGUCAGGAUCGAAAUCGACAAAAUCGAAAAAUUUGCGAUGCAGAAAAUGUAGGGCACUGAAGACCUGUAUUGGCGGGCAGGCAAAUGAGACCGAUUGUAAGCCUGGCUAGGGGUAUGCAAUGCGCUGCCAGAGUAGCACGACAGGAGCAGUCUUCUUUGCCUAAACAGCAUGACAAACUGGAUUUAGGUAGCGGCAAAAUCUGUCAUGCACCACUUACAAACUGGGCUCCAACUGGUAUCGAUUUUAUGCAUCACAAAUUUUUCGAUUUUGUCGAUUUCGAUCCUGACAUUCCCAUAUCUGCCGGCGAGUAUGACUUCGGAACCGGCUACAAUAUCAAAUGAAAAAAUGUCUGGGUCUGGAAGAAUGCAACUUGUGCUGCUGCAUUUGGAUUCCAAAAAUAUCUGUAUUGGAUGAGCAGCAAUGGGAAUGUAAUUUUUCCUACGCGGAGAGGGCAUUUGUCAUGCGGAAUAGGCAUCAAGAAGCCCUCAAAAAAUCUGUUAUGCUAGGGCAUGCAUCACAUCACAGACAUCAUGGGUCAUGCAAAAAAUGCAUGACAAGUCUCAGAAUCUUGCAGACCCAGACAUUUUUGCAUUCGAUAUACAACAACUUUGAACAACAAAACUCGGGCCACCAACAUUCUUGGUACAUCAACAGCAGUAGUGCUACCCACAAUUUCCUAUCACAGCAAGGCUGUAUGGCGAGUUCUAACAACACUCGGCCGCUCCCACCCCCACCGCCUCCCGCAGCCCCAAGAAGGUGUAGUACACAGCAACAGCAACAACUCCACGGUGGAUUGAAUACAUCUCCUGGUAGAAGUUCUUGCGCCAGUUCUUACAACAAAUACCUCGAUCAUUAUGACUCGGCAUGCGGCACGAGAACCUGGGGCCCAGGGGGGAGAAACAAUGCUAGUACUAACGAAGCCAGCUUUAGUACGACGACGAUGAAAGAGGGCACAGGCACACAACUGAAUCGCUUGCCAGACAGCUGCUGGUGGCAUGAAGAGAGUCAAAAUAUGAACAAGAGGCCUGCUCCACGUACUGGUGCUGCUGCGACCGACUAUUACAGUGGCUGUUAUCACGAUGGGUCUGCUACUGGUACUGGUGCAGGUGCUGCUGCGCGCAGAAAAUCUGGCAGAUACAAUAAGCGUGCCGGAGGAGGAGAAGGAAAAGAAGCUGAAGGUGAAGCCUGGAAUGAUUAUUACCAGGGACAUCAAGGAUCAUCAGGUCCAGGUGCCACUCAUGCGUCGUCCGGAGCUUCGUGGCAACAACACCAGGAGAAUUCAUAUGCAGCUAAUAAUUUCUCAUCCAGUGCAGCUGGCAACUACAGUAAAACACGACACCCAUCGUCCCAGCACCACGGACUUGUAGAGCAGGAGACGAACAACAAGGAAAUAAGCAAGGACCACACGAUGACGUCCAAGGGUGGCAAAGGCAAUGGCAAAGGCGGUAAUAGUAAAGACAAAAACCACCAGUCGCCCCGGUUUUCUGACUGGCUUCAGCAGAGGACUGGAGGGGGUGAUGAAACAAAAAAUGCUGAUGCCAGUACACCAGCAGCAGGUCGUUGUGCGGGACAAGACCCAGUACUAACGGGAAUUUUGCAGGAAACAGGAAUUUUGAAAAAAAUUGCUCCCCUCCAGCCGCUCGACAGGUAAGGUAAUGUCGCCGCAGCUCCGACCUUGAGCAGACCUUCCAGAAGCAUCCAGGCCCUGCACUUCUUCAUCCACUCUCUUCCGCCUUUUCUGGAGUCAAGGCGGCGUCAUUCACGUCUGAAAAUACUAAAAAGCACUCACUUUUAACAGGUACCUUUCGCCGCUCUUGGUCGGGCCGGGUCCCCACACACACACACACACACACUACGGAGGAACUACACUAGCACAAACAUCAAGAGAUUGAAAAUCCAUCAACGAAUACAGCUCUACUCAUACUUUCAAACCAUCUCAAAUAUCGCCAGGCUCACCAUUGUUAAACUUACCCACCGCUAGAACGCCCGACCAACGCCGCCAUGCCUUGGACCAUGGCCACGAGCAAAAUGGGUCUGUCGCCAGGCUGUAGCUCUGUUGCACCACCUGGCGCAACACAUCUUGGUCACGGUCAAGUGCCUGCAGUGAGUUGAGGACUGGGGGAUCUUGCCGCGCCAUGGGACGUGGUAAAGCCCGGUGAGGUAGUGGUAGCCGCCUAGUAGUAUAUGUGCUAUUUGGAUUUAUUUGUGAGUAGUGCAGAGGAUUUUUUGAACAAUAACAGAUGAGAGCACUUCUUUCUGUGAUGAUUUGUAUCGUAGUGUGUGUGUGUGGAGCGGAAACGCGGGUCCCUGUGCGAGGUAAGCUGCUUGUACCUUAUUUGUGGACUUAUUUGGACCUGUGGAAUGUACUUUGAUGAAGGACUUUCCUUGUACCUGUAGUGUAGAUGGUUUUUGAUGAGAACAAACUGUAAGAAAGACCGCCGCGUUGUCCCCGCUCCCAGCCGCCGUCGCCGUCAUCCCAUCCAGCACAGGGGGCAAUUUUUUUCAAUUUUCCCGUUUCCUGCAAAAUUCCACUUAGUACAGUAGUACACCAACAGCAGGUCGUUGUGCGGGACAUCAAGACCCACCAACAGCAGGUCGUUGUGCGGGACAAGAACCAGCAACAAUUCCUGA